This is a messenger RNA of Lytechinus variegatus (green sea urchin), 1824 nucleotides long. RefSeq names its product DNA excision repair protein ERCC-6-like. NCBI's taxonomy places the organism in Eukaryota, Metazoa, Echinodermata, Echinoidea, Temnopleuroida, Toxopneustidae. The transcript has 12 exons. The record is from RefSeq and is a predicted model, not a curated record. Gene Ontology annotation, molecular function: ATP binding; DNA translocase activity; ATP-dependent chromatin remodeler activity. Bases 1 to 1824 code for a protein of 607 amino acids.
AUGACUGCGUGCAAUAUGAUGCAAGAGUCAACCAGGUUUCAGGCAAGUGAAAGAGAGAUCAUACUAGUAGAUGAUGAUUAUCCUAAUGAUAUCGGAGUAAGCGAUAUAUUCGGCAAUGUUCACGUUGGAGAAGGCCUCUACCUCAAUAAGGAUGUUUACGAGAGAUUAUACGGGUACCAGAAAAAGGCUCUUCUAUGGUUCUGGGGCCUCCACCGGAAGAACAAGGGAGGUAUUCUCGGUGAUGAUAUGGGACUCGGCAAGACAAUUCAAGUAAUUGCAUUCCUGAGGAGUUUGACAGAAACAAUACCAUCAUUAAAACUGAGAGUGCUCCUUGUUUUACCCGCUACAUUGAUUGAAAAUUGGAUAAGAGAGUUCAAUAAGUGGGCUCCAAAGAUAAACGUGUUUAAACUGCAUGGACAUCAGCCAAUGAAUACGAGAUGGCGUCUGUUAGAUAAGGUUCAGAUGACCGGCGGCGUCUUACUUACCAGCUAUGGCCUUCUUAGAACAUGUUGGUAUGAACUCAGUCUCAACAAGGAAAGACGAACCUUUGUCUGGGAUUAUAUGAUUUGCGAUGAAGGACAUCAGAUCAAGAACCCAGAGGCUCUGACGACCAAGGCAGCUCGCGCCAUCUCAGCUACCCAUAAAUUCAUCUUGACCGGUACUCCCAUUCAAAAUAACCUUAUGGAAUUCUGGACUCUCUUCAGUUUUGUUGAACGAUCAAUUCUCGGCGAGCAAAAAACAUUCAAGAGGGAAUACGAAACUUCUAUUGCAAAUUCAAGAAAAAAAGAAGCAAGUGAAGAGAUGAAGGCCAUGGGUAAUGCACUCUCCGAAAGUCUGCGGAGACUUACAGACCCGUACUUCUUGCACCGACGAAAGGCAGAUGUCCUCAAGAAGAAGGAAGUAAUAGAAGGAAAUGAGAAAGGGCAGGAGAACGAAGGAUCACUGAAGAAUGAGAGAAAACAGGAGGACGAUGCAUUGCCAGGCUGUUCUUAUUGGAGAAUGGACUCACAUCCACCAUUGAACGAAGCCAAGACUUUGACCCACAAGAAUGACUUGGUGAUGUGGCUCUCCCCUUCCCCAAAACAGUUCUUAUACUACAACCAGUAUAUCAACCUUAAAUUCUUCAAAAAGGUUAUGAGACAAAAUGACAAGAAAUGUGUCUUUGCGGAGCUGAUGAUUCUCAAAGGUCUGUGUGAUCAUCCUCGCUUGCUUUCUAAGAAAGCCUUCUGCAUGCUCGGACUCAUUCCACCUCCGAGCGAUGGCUGGCAAGAGGCAGCGUUUGAAAUGGAAUUUGCAGCUAACGACAUCACUCGGGUGAGCGAGGACGUUCUUAUACAAGAGUCUGGGAAGCUGGAAUUCCUCUUUAAGCUCCUUGAGAAUCUAAGAGAAGAAGGACAUCGAUGCCUUGUUUUCAGCAAAUCACUCAAGAUGUUGAAUAUAAUUGAGAAGAUACUACGAGGAAGGCGAUUCCGAUGGAAGCGGUUGGACGGCUCCAUCCAUGAUAUGACUGAGAGGGAAGCGAUCAUUCAAGACUUCCAGCAGGAUGAUUCUUAUAAUCUAUUCCUCCUGAGUACUAAAGUAGGAGGGACAGGGCUGAACUUGACAGGCGCAGACAGGAUCGUUAUAGUUGAUCCAAGCUGGAACCCAUCCACAGACAACCAGGCAGUGGGCAGAGCCUAUCGUAUUGGCCAGACCAAGUCAGUGAUAGUCUAUCGGCUAAUCACCUGCGGGACGGUGGAAGAGAAGAUCUACCGUCGGCAGGUCUUUAAGGAAUCUCUUAUCAAGCAGACCACGGGCAAUUCUGAUGAAGAUACGUACAGGUAA